UUGCAAGUGGCAAAAAUCAAAGCCAAAACCGGCCCCGAACUCGAGUCCUCGCGCGAAGUCCUGCGCCCUGGUGUUGCCACUAAACCCCGCCCGCCACCGCGGGGACGGCGGCAGCCAUGCGCCGCCUCCUGGCCGCGGCAUGGCCGUGCGCUAUCCUCCUCCUCCUUGCCGGUGCGCUACGGUCUCCGGCGUUUGCGAGCUCCGGUGCCGCUGCCGGCCGCCCGGAAUGGCAGAUCCUGACCAGGGCCAACUUCUCUUCCCAGAUCCGGCUCCACCCCCACGUUCUUGUCAUCGCAACGAUGCCCUGGUAUGGUGAGUCCAGAGCAUUGAUGGCUGACAUAGAACAUUUGGUUGGUUCUGACGAGGAGCUUGGUCGCCUCAAGCUGAUGGUUGUAUACAGGAAUUCUGAGAAGUUGCUGACAGAUGCUAUUGGUGCCACUGAAGGAAUAAAGGUUGUAUACUACCAACAUUCCAUGCAAUUCAAAUAUCAAGGGAAGCUUCGUGCACGAGAUAUUCUGUCUUCGACGCGCCAUAUCAUGUCACUUAAGCACGAGGAGACCCCAUUUGAAGUUUUGCAUACAAAAGAAGAUGUGGAGACUUUCAUUGAAUCAACUGAUAAAUCUAUAAUCCUUUAUGAAUCCUGUGGAUGGUUCACCAGAUUGGCUCAUGGUCAUGCCGGGAGCAACCAGACUUAUGAGGUGGCUUCAUCAAAUAACCACACAGAAAAUGUUGACAUUUCUGGGAAGACACUAACCAGAGAAUCAGAUGGGCCGCUAGAGCUUGUUAUAGAGGAUGAAGAACUAACCUUUGGAGGUGCGGGCCAGCUUACUGGUUCUUCUUGGAAAGGUGGGUUUAACUUGGCAAAUGGAAGUGUCUCUGAGCAAAUUGGAAACACAGACGAUGGAAAUAGAAAGUGUACAAUGCAAAAGUUCCAUCAGUUUGAAAGCUUCUAUGCAAAGCUUACUGCUAUAGCAAGAGAAUCUUUUCUUCCUCCAGAAAUAGCUAGAUUUGGUCUUAUAACCGAAAAAUCAUUGCUGCCAUCACUGGAUGUUGUUAACGAAGGCAACCCAGAGACGUGGUUUGUCGUCACUCAUUAUCUGGGAUGCACAACUUGUUCCAUUAUUGUGAAAGAUGGAGAUGACCUUGGAAAUAUAGUCCAGUCCCACCAUAUUCUGGGCAUUAAGGAGGUUGGUGCUGAUGAAAGUGGUGGCAAGGCUAUCUUCCCUACAAACAGGCCCUCGAUAAUUCUAUUUAUUGAUAGAUUAUCCCAUUCAUCAAAAGUCAGAGAUGAAAGCAAAUUCGUCAUCAAGUUACUAAGACAGUACGUCCAAAAUAACUAUCCAUUUCAUGUCAGUACUAGAGUUCUAAGUAGCAGUACCUCGAAAACAAGCUCAGAAGUGGUCGAUUCUUUGAGAAAUACAGGUAUUUCAGAUUCCCAUUCUGAAUCAGGAAGGCUGAGUGCUUGGGCCUCUAAGCUUAUGGCACUUGGGGACAAAAUGUCAGUUAUGGUGGUUAAUGAUGGAGAUAAUAUUUUAUACAGAACUUCCAGCCAUGAUAGCGGCAGUAAUCCUUUAUACGAUGUUUUGACUAAGUUGCUACACAAAACAAGACCAGGGCAUAGGUUAAAGAAAACAAGGAUAAAUUUAGUUACAAAAGAUGUUGGCCCAAAUAUGCUGUCAGAUGACUCUAAAAUUCAGGUAGUCAACUCUCUAUCAGCUCAAGAGAGUGAAUACAAAAGGGUUCACAAUUCAGUUGCCACUUCAGAUAAUUCCAAUGAUGAUAUUGCUGAAGUUUCUGUGGAUGAAAAUACAGCAGAAGAAACUGAAUAUAUCGAUGAUGGGCAAGCGCCAAGUAUACUUGAAAAGACUCCAGCAACUUACCCUUAUGAAAAUGAUAAUGAUAAUGAUAAUGAUCUUGAAUCUGAUGUUGCAGAAGUGGAGGACCAAAGCAAAAGUGAAGCUUCAGAUAGGAGCCCUGAUCUUCAGGAAGACGUCUCCUUCAAUGCAUAUAGUAGUGGUGAGGUUGAAGGUAUAUUGCAUAAACGCAUAGUGGAGAAAACAGUUACAGAAACGUUUGAAUCUGAUGAGAGAAACAUGCAUGCGGACCAAGAGGAAUCAGUAUCAUCAAAUGAGCAAGAUGAUGGAUCUUCAGUCCUGGAUAAAAAAUUCAGGAAAAAUGAAAAUGUCAUUUACGAGGAGAACACAUGCAAUCUACAUGAAGGAUCAGAAGAAAGUGAUACAAGAUGUCCCCAUCAUGCAACAUGUAGCUCUUCCUGCAGUCCUGUCAAAGAUGACACCGACUUUACUGAGCAUGUAACUUCAAGUAUAUCUGAUGACCGUUUUGCUGGUUCUUUCUACUUCUCUGACGGUGGUUACAGGCUCCUGAAAACUUUAACUGGUGGAUCAAGAAUUCCAUCCCUGGUAAUUAUUGAUCCAGUUGAACAAAAGCAUUACGUCUUUCCUGAGGAAAUUGAGUAUAGCUAUGCUUCUUUACAGAAUUAUCUUGACAGUUUUACGAAUGGAAGUCUUCCUUCAUAUUACCAUGUUACCUCACUAGCUAUAAGUUCAAAGGAGCUUCCAAGGCCACCUUUUGUUAACCAUGAUUUCCAUGAGGCAAAUUCGAUCCCUCAGUUGACAACAAAUAGUUUUUGCCCAUUGGUCUUUGGAUCUGCAGGCUGUGAUUCAAAAAGUGAAGUACCAUUUUCAAACACUGAAAAUCUUUCCUCGGGUUGGAACAAGGAUGUAAUGGUGCUUUUCAGCAACUCUUGGUGUGGGUUUUGCCAGCGAGCAGAGCUGGUGGUCCGUGAGUUACACCGGUCAUUUAAGAGCUUUUCCAGUUAUUCAGAUUCUUCAUCUGCAAAUGCUCAAGAUGUGCAAGUGCACGCUGAAGGGAAAAAUGAAAAAUACGCCAUGAAGGGUUUUCCAGUGAUUUACAUGAUAGACUGCCCAUCAAAUGAAUGCCACCAUUUACUGAAAUCUGCAGGCAUGGAAGAGCUUUAUCCUACAUUGUUGCUUUUCCCUGCGGAGAACAAAAGUGCAAUAGCAUAUGAAGGGGGGAUGUCAGUGGCUCAUUUAAUCGAAUUUUUGGAGUCUCAUGUGAGCAAUUCUCGCCAUCUAUUGGAAUAUAAAGGAUAUAUGUGGAAGAAGAGAAUGGCAACACAGCAAGAUGCACCACAGGCAAUUCAGUUUCACAUAAGUGAUAAAGGCAGCGGCAGUGUUGGUUCUGACUUACCAAGUCAUUCAGAUGUCAUUACAGGAUCCAUCCUCACGGCCACUGAUAAGCUUGGGACCACAGUUCCAUUUGAUAAUGCCAAAGUGCUCAUUGUAUCUUCUGAUUCUCAUGGAGGCUUUCAUGGCUUGAUCAUCAACAAACGAUUAAGCUGGGGAAUCUUCAAGAAUCUGGACAGCUCGAUGGAGCCUAUCAAGUACGCCCCACUUUUCUAUGGUGGGCCUGUUGUGGUGCAGGGUUAUCACCUUGUGAGCUUGUCAAGAGUAGCCUGGGAGGGGUACAUGCAAGUCAUACCAGGCGUCUAUUAUGGGAACAUAAUUGCCACAAGUCGGGUAGUCACACGGAUCAAGUCGGGCGAGCAAUCUGUUGAUGACCUGUGGUUCUUCUUAGGCUACUCGGGGUGGGGAUACAACCAACUUCUUGAUGAACUAUCUGAAGGAGCAUGGCUUGUCAGUGUGAAGCCGAUUGAGCAUUUGGACUGGCCAGAGACUUGAAAGGGUUCUCUGGACCUCUGUCGUUGCUCCAAAUUUUUUUUUUCAGUCCACCUUGCCCAUACCUCCCAUCACUGCAACAUAACAUUGUACUUCACCUUUUUGGAUUAGAGAUAUAGCAUCCUGUGUUUUCAGAUCAUGUUCACACUGUACUAUGGCGUCACAAAUUUGUUAUACAUAACGCUUUGAUAGUCAAGACUUCGCAGUUGUCCCUGUGAAGUUAUGUUAGAUCAUCAGUGGAAUUUUAUUUGAAGGAA
Panicum virgatum (switchgrass) is the source of this 3976-nucleotide messenger RNA. RefSeq lists its product as uncharacterized. NCBI's taxonomy places the organism in Eukaryota, Viridiplantae, Streptophyta, Magnoliopsida, Poales, Poaceae. The transcript is spliced from 8 exons. The coding region runs from base 117 to 3722 and encodes 1201 amino acids. The record is from RefSeq and is a predicted model, not a curated record.